AUGGUCUCCUUGGAUGCAAUGGCGGAAUUCCUUCGACAGCAGGACCCUAAUAGAGAUUGGGCGGCAGCGCUGGCUGGUUUUAGUCAAAUCGGGGGAAAAGGGAGCAUGACCGGAGAAACCCCAUCUGAACCGAUUGUGCAAUCCACAGUACAACCACCCAGCUCCAUUCCGACUUCCUCCAAAAUUCUACCAGGAAGAGAAUCUCCCUCAAUUAUCGCACCACCUGAUUCUACGGAACCCUCCCAAACUCCACAACAGAGUGAUUCGAUGGAGGUUGACCCUAUCUCCGGCCAUUACGAUUCCGACGCAGAAGAACGUGAAGCGAGAAGAAGAGAGGAGGAAAAUGGCCAGAAGGGAGGCGAUGAACUAGAGAAAACGCCAACAGCGGAAUCCAUUCCUCAAGAAGCAGCAAGGGAAGAGAUAGAUUUGAAUGAGACGGCCAAGAAACAAGGCUUAAUGACUGAUGACGAAUUUCAGGCAAUUUUGGAUGGAGUAAAUCAGAGGGAAGAUGAUACUGCCACGAUGGUUGAGGAUUUGGACCUCACAUCUAGGGAAGUAGGAGAGGAAGAGCCAGAGUUAGAAACUCCCCAGACAGAGGUGUGGGAGAGUGAUGAGCAUAUUGAGGAAGAGUCAGUACCAAUAGCGGAGGUACCAGAACCAGUAGCACCUCCGGUGACGAAACCAAAAGCAGUCAAGAGGAAGUUGGUGUUGAAGCGCUAUCCGAGGGCAGAGAGGCCGAAGCCAGAGAGGGUUUCACAAAGAUGUCUCGGAAAGUGGGCAUCUAGCAAGGCGAACCCAAAUGCAGAGGCAGAUCCGGUGGAGAUCUUGAGUGAUGAGGAAAGGGCUACUCCCACAAAACCUGGGGAGGAGUUUUUACCUACUACUGACUUAGAGGAUACUACAAGGGAAAACGAAGCGGAACCCGAAGAAGAGAAAGACGAGGAUGAUGGAGAGAAAGCUAGAUAUCAGGAAGAAAGGAAGCGAAAAGGGAAAGCUCUUAUGAAGAAGAAACCCAGUGUCAAGAGGCAGCGCACAGCAAAUACAGGCGUAGUCAUAACUGAAGCCGUUCUGAGAACCCUACCAAGCCGCAGGGAACAGAGUGAUAGCGAAUACGCUAUCAGUGAAGAGUAG
Messenger RNA from Salvia splendens (bonfire salvia), 1131 nucleotides. RefSeq names its product fibrous sheath CABYR-binding protein-like. The transcript has 2 exons. The coding region runs from base 1 to 1131 and encodes 376 amino acids. NCBI's taxonomy places the organism in Eukaryota, Viridiplantae, Streptophyta, Magnoliopsida, Lamiales, Lamiaceae. The record is from RefSeq and is a predicted model, not a curated record.